AUGGAGGCAAAAAAGGAAGUUGAGAGACUUGAUAAGUGGACUUUCUGUGAAGCAUUCAUCCUAUCACCUGAUGUAUUUGAAGCGAGACCAACACGAACAACAGUAAAAAGCCUCCUAUGUCUCAAGAACACCAAAGAUCCACAAAACCAAUGCAGAGAAGGACGUGGCAGUCACUCAAGCAUAAAAAUACCGUUUCAAAGUGUAAUCAGCACGCAGAAACGAGCAAGCAGAACUUCAUUGGGUGGACAGGACUAUGUCAACCGUGCAAAUGCUAUAUCACCGAGGACUCUAGCAAGGAAUAAUCCGAAGUCCUGAUCACCUUCGGAAGUAAUCAUACCAAAUUUAGCAGUCCGGCGUUCAACUAUUGUGAAGAUACCCAGGAAAUCGAUGUGUGAGAGCAAUUUGAAUCAAAAAGAAAGUGGAAGUACCAGCUCGCAACAACUUCUAAAUUCAAUACCCAAAGAUGAACCUACCGCGAUGGCUGAAAGAACUCCAUCACCUGUACCCAAUGUUUAA
Molecule: messenger RNA, 516 nt
Organism: Acanthocheilonema viteae
Lineage: Eukaryota; Metazoa; Nematoda; Chromadorea; Rhabditida; Onchocercidae
Source: the annotation of a GenBank genome assembly